Messenger RNA from Racocetra persica, 1066 nucleotides. Lineage: Eukaryota; Fungi; Glomeromycota; Glomeromycetes; Diversisporales; Gigasporaceae. The record is from the annotation of a GenBank genome assembly.
AUGUCAAAAACUGAUGCACAAUUUGUUUCAACAACUAAAGAAGUGAUUUCUGAAUUUCAACAAGCAUCAAUAAAUAUAAAUACUGACAAAUCUAAGAAUAUAUGGAUGUCUUUGUUUAUAAAAUUUUGUGAAUUACGUAACUAUUCAAAUGAAAUUGUUGAACUGGAUAAUAAAACAUUAUCAGAUCAGUUGGGGCAGUUUAUUGUUGAAGUAAGAAAAUCGAACGGAAUAUCUGAUAUGUUUGAAGAAAUACGAAUUGUAAACUUGUUUGAUAAAUAUCAAUUUAAAAGUUUACAUAGAACACUAGAUGGUCGCAUGAAAUCACUUGCUAAUGAUGGUAAUAAAAAUCAUAAACAAUCUAGUCUACUAGAAAUUGAUGAAAUUAAAGAUGAAGACGCAAAAAGAUCUUGGCUUAAUGAACUAGAUGAUGGUGGUAUGUUGCUUGAACUGCCUAAAGAAAAAAACCAUGCAGGAGGAAUUAAAGAUCCAUAUGCAGAAUCUGGAAGUAGUUUAAUACCAUCUGAUAUCUCAGAAAAUAUUUAUACUCCAGUUGCUGAUAUUCGAAAAUAUUUAUCUAAACGUCCAAACAAUGUUGUUGAUGAUUAUUUCUUCGUUUCAAUAAAUACUUCUAAGAAAGUAUAUCAUGGUGAUUGGUAUUUAACAUCAAAAUUAGGAAAAGGAUUGCAUAAUACUAUGAUGCAUAAUAUUUGUAAAGAUGCUAAGCUGGAUUUUAAAGGCCGUUCUAUUACUAAUCAUUCUAUGCGAUCUAUGGGUAUUCAUAAUCUUGUAGAAUUGGGUAUUACAUUAGAUGAACAAAUGAUCUUUUCUCGACAUAAAACUAUUGCAGGAGUUUCAGCUUAUCAGCAUCAAUCAUUAAAACGUAAACGAGAUAAUGUUUCUCUUUUAAUUCCAAUUGAUUCUACUUCUAAUUAUAUUAAUAAAGGAUUUUCCAAAACAUCUGAUUUACUUUUCAGUAAAUUUAAUGAAAUCGAUUCUGAAGCCAAUAUCGAUUCUGGUGUAAGAUAUAAAAAAGUGAAGAUUCCCAAUAUUACGAUUGAAAAUUGCA